Molecule: messenger RNA, 1889 nt
Organism: Zonotrichia albicollis (white-throated sparrow)
Lineage: Eukaryota; Metazoa; Chordata; Aves; Passeriformes; Passerellidae
Source: RefSeq, a predicted model, not a curated record
GCCCACUCUCGCAGGGGGAAGCAUGUUCUUCAGUAUCCCAUCUGACCCUGCCCUGUGGCCGUUUGAGCAUGUUCCCCCUUGUCCUGGCACGCCAGGCCCUUGGCUACGGUUCUUUGUCCAGAGUCCUCCUUCAGGGCACUGUGAAGUGCUCCCUCCUGCCCAGCAGCUUCCGAGGCAGCUUUAAAAAACAUUUCCACUGUGGGGCUGUGAGAGCAGAGACUGGUGUCAGAUAAGCCCGACCUGGGGCUGCAGCCCACCCACAGCUGCUGUGCAACAGCCGUGGUGUUUGUGGGCUGUCUGAGGCCAUACUGAUGCUACUCUGAAAUUUAAAAAAAAAAUCUGACUAGGGAAAUACCAAAAAGGAAAGGUUUAUAGCCACGAAGUACCUUGAGGGUUUGUAUCCCUGCACGUGUCAUUUGUUACAUUGUUUUAUGGUUAUGUAAAAUGUAUAAAUUUCAACCUAAUUACACUAUCCCUAUCUAUAUAUGUGUGUUUAUAUCCCUUUUUCUUUAUUCCCUGACUCUACCUGUUUGGAAGCUAAAAGCUAGGGGCAAGUUUUCCUUGCAUGUACAUCACGUGAAAGGCUUUUGUAAAUGGACUAUAGUAACAGAGGCUUUUAAUCUUGUUCUCUAAAUUCUCUAAAGAGAUGGAGGAGCUGGCAGAGCAUGGCAUUUCCUUACCUUACAACAUGCAAGGACUGACAGAUGAGCAGAUUGAAGAGCUGAAGUUAAAGGACGAGUGGGCAGAGAAGUGUGUCCCAAGUGGUGGGAGCGUCUUCAGGAAGGAUGAAAUGGGGCGAAGAAAUGGAUUUGCUCCAAAUGAAAAAAUGCAGCAAGUUAUAAAGAAGACAAUAGAAGAAGCUAAGGCAUUAAUCUCUAAGAAACAAGUUCAGGCUGGUGUGUGUGUGGACAUGGAGACGGUGAAGGAUGCCUUGGAGCAGCUCCGAGGGGCUGUCCUGAUCGUGUAUCCCAUGGGAUUGCCUCCCCAUGAUCCCAUCAGGAUGGAGUUUGAGGAUAAAGAAGACUUGUCAGGAACUCAUGCUGGAACUGAAGUUAUAAAAGAAUCAGAAGCACAGUUGUGGUGGGCAGGAAAGCAGUUAGAAGAAACAAAGUUGCUCUCUGACUAUGUGGGCAAAAAUGAGAAAACAACCAUCAUUGUGAAGAUCCAGAAAAAAGGACAGGGAGCCCCGGGGCGGGAGCCUGUGCUCAGCCAUGAGGAGCAGAAGGAGAUGAUGCUGUACUACUACAGGAAGCAGGAGGAGCUGAAGAAACUGGAGGAGGAGGACGACGACUCGUUCCUAAAUGCGGAGUGGGCAGACAGCCAUGCUCUGAAAAGGCAAUUUCACGGUGUCAAAGACAUCAAGUGGGGUCCAAGAUGAAGCUCUGCACCCCCCUUCCUAAGCUGCUCGGUUGAUGCUGUUGUUUGCAGCAAGGAGUUGUGUGUGGUAGAUUCCUCAGACAGCAGCUGAAACUGUCAUUUCUGUGGCCUUAGAUGUUCAAUAAAUGUUCCUAUUUCUCUGUGACUGCAGCAGCACUUUCCUCUGCAAAGAAAUUAACAGAUUCUCCUGAUGUUUGGUAUUCUAUUAGAAACUUGUAAUUUUGAUACAGAAGUGUCAAUCUGUUUCAUAGGUAAGAGAUGUAAAUAUGCCCUGGAGCGUUUGGUGGUGUUCAGAGUGCUCUUUAUACUCUCUUCUCACUCUUGCAUUGCUAUUGGAGAAGGUAAUUUAUUUUAUAGGAAAUCAGUUUCCCCUGACUAAUCCAGGGAGAUUUAACGUUUUUUAAUGUGCUUGUUCACAUUUCAACAUAGCGCUUUCCAAACUGUAAUUUUUAAAUGAAUUAACUUCUUAAUAAUUGUUUAAAGGAAAUGUUUUUAUAUAAACAUCAGUGACA